AUGGACUGUCAUGCCAUCCUCCGCAACCCUAACCAGGGCCUCUCGUGCCACCAGCUGCAGAAGACGAUCCAACUGACGGUUACGUUGGAAGGGAAGCCCUGCGAGAUGGAGCUAGACACCGGUUCCGCAACGUCCAUAGUAUCUUGGAGCACCAUUAAACGCCUUUUGCCUCAGCUGUCAAAGCGCCAAUUACAAGACUGUAACCUCACAUUACGGGACUAUCAGGGCAACCUGAUUCCAGUAAUGGGCACCCGCAAAGUCAGAGUGCAGUUCAAGGGGUUUGACGGCCGGUUGCCCCUCAUCAUAGUCGAGGGACGGCUACCCAGCCUUCUCGGCCUCGACUGGUUCCAGUCCUUGGGGCUGCAGAUCAGCGGCAUCCACCAUCUCAGCACAACUGCCCUCGAUUGCCUGGUCAACGAGUUCCCAGCCGUAUUUGAUGGCACCUUGGGCAAAUACACAGGCACACCGGUCUCCUUCAACCUUGACCCGUCAGUGCAGCCGGUGCGAAUGAAGCCACGCCGCGUACCCAUCGCACUCAAACCAAAGGUGGACGCCGAGCUGGACAAGCUCGUGGCUCAAGGUGUCCUUGAGCCAGUGGACCAUGCACGAUGGGAAACACCCAUCGUGUUACCAAUCAAACCGGACGGCAGCGUGAGGAUUUGCGCAGACUACUGCUGCUCCAUCAACUGUGCUCUGCCCUCCAACGCAUACCCAGUGCCAGUGGUCCAACACCUCCUCCACACUCUUGGCGAGGGGUCCAUUUUCGAGCUCGACCUCGCACAAGCAUAUCAACAAUUAGUGGUGGAUGAUGAGGCAGCUGAGGCACAGACAAUCAUCACACACCGGGGCGUGUUCCGUUGUCGCAGAUUGCAGUUUGGGGUGAGCAUUGCCCCCGGACUUUUCCAAAGUUUGAUGGAGCGCUUGCUCCAAGGACUCAGAGGCGUCGUUCCUUAUUUUGACGACGUCCUCGUCUCAGCAAAUUCCUUAGAAGAACUCAUAGCCAGACUGCGAAUGGUUCUUCAGAAAUUUCAACAAGUGGGACUCAAAGUCAAAAGAGACAAGUGCCUGGUUGCGGUGCCCCAGAUAGAGUUCCUUGGGUUCCUCAUUGAUGGCAGCGGCAUCCACCCUACUGCUGCCAAGACCAAAGCCAUCAUUGAGGCCCCUGCACCUACUAACAGAGCUGAACUACAGGCCUUUUUAGGCCUACUCAAUUUCUAUGCGGUAUUCCUGCCGCAUAAGGCUUCUGUAGCUGAGCCACUUCACCGUCUCCUAAACUCAGGUGCUCCCUGGGUCUGGGGCCGCCGGGAGGCUUCCGCAUUCCUAGCUGUCAAACACCUCCUUAGCUCCAAUGACGUCCUCGUCCAGUACAGCGAGCACUUGCCUCUUGUAUUCGCUUGCGACGCUUCCCCCUAUGGGGUGGGCGCCAUUCUCUGCCACCAGCUACCCAGUGGGGCAGAGGUGCCUGUUGCAUACUUUUCCCGCACACUCUCCGCCUCAGAACGCAACUACGCUCAAAUUGAUAAAGAGGCUCUUGCUAUUGUGGCCGGGGUAAGACGGUUCCAUCACUAUUUGUACGGCCGCCCCUUCCAAGUUGUCACAGAUCACAAACCCCUCCUCGGGUUGUUGGCCGGCGAUCGUCCUGCCCCGCAGGUUCUCUCUCCCCGAAUGACACGUUGGUUCGUGUUCCUCGCAUCCUACGACUACCAGUUACAGCACCGCCCGGGGAAGCAGAUCGCUCAUGCCGACGCUCUCAGCCGUUGCCCCCUGCCAGAAGCUACGGAAGACCCUGCUGCGGUGGCCCCUGUGUUCCUCAUCGACGAUCUCCACCUUCCAAUUUCUGCCGCCGACAUCGCCCGGUUGUCCGCAAGGGAUCAGGUAAUGUCCCGGGUACUAGACUGGGUUAGGCGGGGGUGGCCAAAAGACCCCGUAGAUCCCGUCUUCCUUCCCUUCAAAUCACGCCUGGCGGAGCUGUCCGUCCAGCACGGCUGUUUGCUUUGGGGCCACCGGGUAGUUGUGCCUGCCUCACUGAGGACUACCGUCUUGCAGCAGCUGCAUCAGGCACACCCCGGCAUUGUCCGGAUGAAAGCCCUGAGCAGAAGCUAUGUCUGGUGGCCUAAGCUUGACCAAGACAUAGCUGACCAUGUCGCAGGGUGUCACCAAUGCCAAAGCUCCCAGGCCUUGCCUCCCAAAGCCGAGCCCCGGAUGUGGGAACCACCAUCCUCUCCCUGGUCCCGCGUCCACAUUGACUUUGCGGGCCCCAUCCAGGGCUGGAUGCUAUUGAUUGUUGUGGAUGCCUUCUCGAAGUGGGUUGAGGCCAUCCACAUGUCUUCCACGACGACAGACGCGCUUAUCGCGACCCUGCGCCACUUAUUUGCCACCCAUGGCCUUCCCGACGUGUUGGUGUCCGAUAACGGGCCACAACUGACAGCCACCAAAUUUGAAGCUUUUCUGACUUCCCAAGGCAUCCGACAUGCCCUUACCUCUCCUUUUCACCCCUCUAGUAAUGGAUUGGCGGAGCGUGCCGUGUGGUCCGUCAAAGAGGCCCUGGCCAAAAUGGAUCACCUGCCCUGGCAAGAACGCAUUGAUGCAUUCUUGUUAGCACAUCACUCCACACCCUCUCCAGACUCCAAUACCAGCCCAGCCGAGCUCCUUAUGGGACGCCGGCUGCGAACAACCCUUGACCGAUUGCACCCUUACUACUCCACCCCAGCCCCUUUGGAUUCUCAGGGAGGGACCCGCUCCUUCGUCCAGGGGGAGGCAGUGUAUGCCCGGAACUAUGGAGGGCAUCCCUUGUGGCUACUGGGCAUAGUGACUGACCAGACCGGGCCCUGCUCCUACAGGGUCAGGCUCCACUACGGCAGAAUUUGGAAACGCCACUGCGACCAGUUGCAGAGCAGGCGCCAGCCACUGACCGGCCAGCAGAAGCCAUCGGCCGACCCACCAAUUCCAACAACGCCGACAAGCGACGCGGGGCCCAGAAACGAGGAGGCCGCAAGAGAGCAAGCAGCCAGUGCCCCAAACCGAAGCGGCGACUUACUUGGUGGGCCAGCUCCAUCCUUGGCUGUUCGACGGCCCGGGUGA
Molecule: messenger RNA, 3081 nt
Organism: Thamnophis elegans (Western terrestrial garter snake)
Lineage: Eukaryota; Metazoa; Chordata; Lepidosauria; Squamata; Natricidae
Biological process (GO): DNA integration
Molecular function (GO): nucleic acid binding
Source: RefSeq, a predicted model, not a curated record